Danaus chrysippus (African queen) is the source of this 1035-nucleotide messenger RNA. NCBI's taxonomy places the organism in Eukaryota, Metazoa, Arthropoda, Insecta, Lepidoptera, Nymphalidae. The record is from the annotation of a GenBank genome assembly.
AUGAAUCGAAUAAUUUUACUACAUUUUUUAUUUACCCUGGCAUACGGAGCUAGCCAACAAAGAUAUGGUGUAACAAAUCAGUACCCAACAUACACAACAGUAGCCAGUUUAUACAACGAAAAUCAGUUUCCCUAUAAGACAAAUUAUGGCAGUGACGUUGCCUCAUUCCCAGAAGCUACUAGGUAUCCCAACUAUAACUCCGCAUACUCGACGGUAACUCCUUAUCCGUAUAACUCAGCUGGAUCGAAUAACAACUAUCAGUCGGGUUACACGACGCCUAACUACGGAUCGAAUCAAAACUAUGGUUAUGGUCAAGGAUACAGUGGCCAGUCGUUCGGCCAAGGCGUCAGUACAUAUGAGAUGCCAUUCAUGAAGUAUAAUGAAGGUUACUGUGUUAACCGAUCUCCUCAGAACGGUAUCUGGGUGGAUAGUUUGACCGGCAUGUGGUAUGGAGUGGAAUUUAUCCAGCACUUGGCAGGAGACGCCAGAGUAGAUUAUGACAGAACAUGCAUCGUCAUACACAUAUCUGAACCCGCUGAUCAACCGAAUACAGAGAAUCCUCCUCACCACGUCCAGCACAUGACUGCUCGUUUUCGUCAGGAGUUCAGGAAUCUUCGUCUUCUGUGGGACGAAGCCGGUCAGACCAUUGAAUACGCCAUGUACUUUAGGAACGACUCCGCGGGAUAUUGGCAAGUGUUCCACGGACAGAACGGAACAUUAACUAUAAGACCUAACUACCAACAGUUCGAUGGAACAGUCCAAGUUUUAAAGGCCGUGAACGAUCACCUGGUUCUCAACUUCUGUCAAGAGGCAUCCAAUGGAAGACCAGCCCAACUCUACACGGUUCUCUUCUCAAGGGAACCAGGCGCGAUGCUGAGGUGGGAAAUAGAAUCAGUUCACGCGUUACUCCAGAAUAAGAAGCUAUCAGUUGCUUCCAGGAGAAUGGUCUGCGGGAAUGGCGCCGACAAACCGAUAUUGAGCGUGCUUUUUUCGUUAAUAUCGUGCUUAUUUGUGUUUCUAGUAAGAUCAUAUUAA